AAACCAAAAGAAAAAUUAAACCGGCAAGUCUCACCAGGCCACCGUAAACCGCCAGGGAUUUCUGUUCUGUAGCUUUUCUCUGCUUCCUGAAAAGGCCGUAGGCGGUGGUCGGUGGUCGGUGGUCGGUUGAAGAGUGAGUUCGGUGGCUAAUAUGAAUUGAACUGAAUUUGGAUUGAAGUGAUCGAGUUCAGUACAUCUUUUCUCGUAUAAAUGGAGAAUUCUACUGCCUCUGGAGAGCCUAACAAGAAGCGUCCUCACCUCAAUCCCCUCGUCUCUUCUCCCAUGCCUCGUCACACCCUCUCUUCUUCUGAUAACAAACCGGUUGAUGCUGCUGUUCUUCAGUAUGAGAAUCAGAAACUUGUCCGGCAAUUAGAUGUACAGAAACAAGAACUGCAUGACCUUGAAGAAAAAAUGAAAGAAUUACAAGUUAAACAAGCAGCUUAUGAUGGUAUAUUGAUUUCAAUAAACCAACUUUGGAAUAAGGUAGAUGAUAAUAUGAUACUUCUUGGAGCAAAAGUUGGGACAGAUCCAAGAGCUUUACAAAGUUUGAGUCAUGCCGAUCAUUCUCGAGGUUCAAUUCCAUCAUGUCUUGCAGAAGAGAUGUUUCUGUGUAGAAUAUUGAAUAAGGAUUCUAUUCAGAGCAGUGGAAGUGGUGUAUCAAUUACAGAUGUCAAAGAAGCUCUUGAUAUCAGGUGUUCCUACACACGGGAGCUCAUGACAUCCUUGAAAGAUGCUUUUGAUGCUCAGAGCUCUAAACUGGAGGAGGUUGCUAAUUCUUCGGAUGUAAUACCAUCUGCAGAAGAUGCUAUUGCUCUAUCAAGCAAGAUUGAUGAUUUGUUGAAAGAUGAGGCUAGUGUACUGCAUGAUGCAAUUGAUAUUCUUCAUCAAAAGCAUAAAGAAUAUGCUAAUGUAAUUGAGAUUUAUGCGCAAGACACAACAGAUCAAACGGAGUUAAAGCGCCUUGAGGUUGAGCUAGAAGAAAGCAUGGCAGAACUUGAAGAAAGUAGAAGAAAGCUUGUUAAUUUGAAAAUGCAGAAAGAUGCAGCAUCAGUACGAGAGCAACCAGUUUUGGGUUCAGUAAAUUGGAGUGUGUCACCAGAAUAUACAGAGAGGACAAUGGAUGUUCAGGAACUGAAGGAUUCUAUUGAGGAGACAAAGGUGUUGGCAGAGGACCGCCUAAUUGAACUUCAAGAUGCUAGAGAUGACAAUUCUGUCCUGCAAAAGCAGUUGCACGAUCUUAAGGCUGAACUGAAGGAUGAUAAAUUUGUAUAUUCAACUCGUGCUUAUACUAUAUUGAAUGACCAACUUCAUCACUGGACUGCUCAGAUGGAACGGUACAAAGAGCAAGUGGAGCAUCCUCAGGUUGACAGGUCUCUCAUCGCACGGAAGGACAAGGAAUUGACAGUGAAAGCAGAGUCUGUGGAUGCUGCACGGAAGAUUAUAAGUGAUUCAGAAUCAAAGAUUGAAGAACUGGAACAUCAGCUUGAGAGAUACAUUAUUGAAAACAAUGAACUAGCAGUCAAAAUGGAAGAAGCCAUUCAAGAUUCAGGACGAAAAGACAUUAAAGCUGAGUUUCAGGUAAUGGCUUCUGCUUUGUCAAAGGAAAAAGGAAUGAUGAGAGCUCAGUUGAAUCGGUGGAAGGAUGCAGCUCAAGAGUCCCUUUCGUUGCGUGAAGAAGCACAGUCGCUCAAAACUUCACUGGACAGAAAGACUAUUGAGCAAAAGGACUUGGCUGACAAAUGUGGUCGAAAUUCUGCAGCAAUUAAAUCAUUAAAGAUGCAUGUUGAGCAAAUGCAGCAGGAACAAGGAGAGCGGAAAAUAAUCCUGGACAUGUAUAGCCAGCAAAUCUAUGAUAAUAGAAAUAUAAUGGAAAUUCAAGAAUCAGAACGAAGAGCUCGCUCACAAGCUGAAUUUUUGAGAAAUGCUCUUGAUGAACAUGGCCUUGAAUUGAGAAUCAAAGCUGCCAAUGAAGCUGAGGCAGCUUGCCAGCCGAGGCUUUCUGCUGCGGAAGCAGAACUUGCUCAAUUAAGGGCUGAAUUGGAAGCUUCAGACAGGGAUGUCUUUGAGCUCAGAGAGGCCUUGAAAAUUAAAGAAGCAGAGUCGGAAACAUACAUUUCUGAGAUUGAGACUAUUGGUCAAGCUUAUGAAGACAUGCAGAAUCAGAAUCAACAUCUGUUGCAGAUGAUGGCUGAAAGAGAUGAACUUAAUAUCAAGCUGGUCUCUGAGAGUGUAAAGACAAAACAGUCUCAGAGCUUAUUACUCUCGGAAAGACAUGCAUUAGAGAAACAACUUCAACAGUCUAAAACGUCACUUGAAUCUUUGAAGAUGAGGAUAGCUCAGAGCGAGGAACUGAUGAAAGGUUAUAUUAUGGAGGCUUUAAGUUCUACUCCAGAAGACAGAGAGCUUGCAGUCUCCCUGGAAAGUGUGAAAUGGGAAUUGAUGGAUGCCGAGAAGGAAUUGAAGUGGCUGAAAUCUUCUGUUUCUUCCUCUCAGAAGGAAUAUGAUCAGAUCCAGCGAAAGAUAGAUCAAAUACAGACUGAACUUGACACUGAAAGAAGUGAGAAGGCGAAGCUUGAUGAAGAGCUAACAGAUUUGAAUAGAACUGUAACUGAGUUGACUUCUGAGAGUGGGGACGCUGCAAUACAGAGACUCGAAGAUGAAAUCAAUGACUGCAAAGCUAUCCUCAAAUGUGGUGUCUGUUGUGAUCGACCAAAGGAGGUGGUGAUUGCCAAAUGUUAUCAUCUGUUUUGCAAUCCAUGCAUACAGAGAAACCUAGAGCUCCGCCACCGCAAAUGCCCUGGCUGUGGAACUGCAUUUGGGCAGAAUGAUGUUCGGUUCGUGAAAAUUUGAACCAUUGCAGGCUGAACUGAACUUGUACAGUUGUGAAAAGGAUAACAGGUUACUGUUUUGGUUUCGGCGUAUUUGAGAGGGGGGUGGUGAUUCCAUUGAAUGUAGAGUAGCAACAACUCUCUAUUUCUUCCCUUUCCUUUCUUUAAGUUUGUCCCCAGUAAAAAAAAAAAAGGUUGGAAAAAACAAAAACAAAAAAAAAAUAGAAAUCCUGAUAGGGUUUAGAGGAGAUGGGUUGUAGCUUGUAGGAUGAUUUAUGUACAUCAUCUUUGUCUGUGAACAGAUGGUUAAGUUGAAGACAGUUUGAAUUUUCAGUGCUUCUGUUGAUUUGUUGAA
This is a messenger RNA of Ipomoea nil (Japanese morning glory), 3183 nucleotides long. Its product is annotated as E3 ubiquitin-protein ligase BRE1-like 2. Gene Ontology annotation, cellular component: HULC complex; nucleus. Lineage: Eukaryota; Viridiplantae; Streptophyta; Magnoliopsida; Solanales; Convolvulaceae. Gene Ontology annotation, molecular function: metal ion binding; ubiquitin protein ligase activity. The transcript is spliced from 19 exons. Bases 211 to 2850 code for a protein of 879 amino acids. The record is from RefSeq and is a predicted model, not a curated record.